Trichomonas vaginalis G3 is the source of this 438-nucleotide messenger RNA. RefSeq lists its product as uncharacterized. NCBI's taxonomy places the organism in Eukaryota, Parabasalia, Trichomonadida, Trichomonadidae. The transcript has a single exon. The record is from RefSeq and is a predicted model, not a curated record. Bases 1 to 438 code for a protein of 145 amino acids.
AUGAACAAAAACGGAACCGCUAAAAUGAAUGAUAAUCAAAUUAGAGCAGAAGGUAGAAGGUUAUUUAAACGCUUCUAUAACAUUCCUGAUGGUGUUAAUCCUAAAACUCGUAGAAGUUAUUUAAAUGAAGCAAUAGAUUCAUAUGAAGGGUUUGACAUUUCAUCAGAAAGUGAGAGAUUAGCGAGAAUGUUAAAUGUUAAUAUUGAUUUCUAUUAUUGUGAUCCUCAACCAGAAGACGUGGACAUAAAUAAGGUAGACUUUCCAUUAGUGGAAUCAAUAAUGAUAGAUCCAGAAUUUGAAACAGUAAAUAUUUUAUUAACACAGAGUCCAUGUGGAAAACUUCACGCUGACAGAAUAACAGACGUUGAAGCACUCACCGGCUAUAGAGUUUGUCCAUAUUGUAAAGAAGAAGUUUAUUCUAUCCGUGAUGAUCCUUAA